Molecule: messenger RNA, 760 nt
Organism: Cylas formicarius (sweet potato weevil)
Lineage: Eukaryota; Metazoa; Arthropoda; Insecta; Coleoptera; Brentidae
Product: L-xylulose reductase-like
Exons: 4
Coding region: 79-621 (180 amino acids)
Biological process (GO): xylulose metabolic process; glucose metabolic process
Molecular function (GO): carbonyl reductase (NADPH) activity; L-xylulose reductase (NADPH) activity
Source: RefSeq, a predicted model, not a curated record
UUAGCUGAGCGGUUGGAGAGAUAUUUCGGAAAAGUCAUUGUGGUCGACAUAUCAAAUGAACGCUUAGAUAGCCUCAAAAUGAGGAUUCCGUCCGUUCAAACAAUGAAAGUCAAUUUGGCAGACUGGCACGAAACGCGAAAAGCCGUCAAAUCUUUGUUGCCAGUCGAUAUGCUCGUCAACAGCAUGCAUAUUUCCGAAGCAACGCCAUUUACGCAAAUCACAGAAUCGACUUUUGAUAAAGUAUUUGGAAUCGAUGUUAAGGGAAUAUUUGGUAUAACGCAAGUUAUCGUCGACGAUCUCUUGAAACGAAAUCAAUCGGGCUCCAUAGUGAAUAUUUCCUCUAAUCCUCAUCAAUCCUCUGAUCAUGUCCUGCAGAACUUGUCCAAAGAAACUGUCGCAGCUUUUACGAAAGAGUUAGCCGAGGACGUGGAGUCGCGUAAUAUUAAAGUAAACAGUAUCAGUUCUGGUGGAUACGUCUGUAAUGAGUCCCAUCCGCAAACGGAGUGUGUUGAUUACGUACAGAGGUCCGUUCAUCCAUCUGAUGUGGUCGAUGUUGUAAUUUACUUGUUAAGCGAUCGGUCCAAGAAGAUCAAUGGACACUGCGUCACAGUAAGAGGAUAAUUUACAGAAGAUUGCUUGCAAAAAAAGAUCGCAUUUUUUCUAAGAAGCAAAUUACCACAUUUAAGGUCCUAGAAGACCGUAUUUCUGUUCUGGAUGAAAUCUUAUAAUUGUGUCCAAAAAAAAUAAACACUUCGUUAAA